[Candida] anglica is the source of this 2574-nucleotide messenger RNA. The record is from the annotation of a GenBank genome assembly. NCBI's taxonomy places the organism in Eukaryota, Fungi, Ascomycota, Pichiomycetes, Serinales, Debaryomycetaceae.
AUGAGUCUGGAAAUCUUUUCAAUAUCGAUUGAAGAAUUCGAUAAGAUAAUCAGUAUAUUACAAAAUGAUCCAUCAGCAUUGGAAAUAGACGAAUCAAUUGAUACUUUGUCACAAUCUAAGUUGACAUCAAGCUUACAAUUAAUUCUUGUAACUACAUUAUUGAACCAUUUGAUUCCAAAAGUGUAUAUGAACUUACCUAGAGAUAUCCAAUCUCGAGUCGUUCUGGUGCUUCGAUCUAUAGUUGGAUUGGGCAAUUUGCUUGGAAGAAUAUCAAUCCUUUGUAAGAAUAACGACCAACCACUUCUCAAACUAUACGUUGAAAUACUUCAAUCUGUUAUUUGCCCGAAACUAGUUAGUGACCACUUGUUAUUACUUUCAGAUGAGGGCAAAUUGGGAACAAACUUAGUUGAAGCUAGAGAAGUGGAUAAAUUAUUAUUCAAGGGGAAAUGCUUUGCCAUAGUAAAUGAAGCUCAAUCUCUUUGUGAGAUGAACUUACGUUCACCAUUCAUAUCAUUGGAAAAUCAUAUUGAGUAUCUUACCAAGGAAUUGAUCUAUAUGUCAUCCAAGGCCGGGACUGAUAAAUCUAUAAAUAAAGGCAUCAACUUAUAUUUAAAUUCAUUAACGUCAUUAGAUAUAUCAGGAUUUAUUUAUGAAACGUUAUUCACUAAAUCGAAUUGGGAGUUUUUCUAUCGAUAUCUUGUUGAUAUGAGACAAUCUGAACGGAAAUUACAAGUGGCAAAAUUAUUAACAGUGUAUUUGCCCAACCGAUUCUAUAGACGUGGUAAUGACAAGUCUAAAGAAAAUAAUAAUUUAGCGUUGAGUACCAUAUUACGUUCAUUGCAAGUGGAAAGAGUUAUAGAUGAUCCAAUAAUAUCACGUACCGUUAACCUUCAAAAUUAUUCAUUAUUAGCCUUAAUUGCAUCCUUGGUGGCAGUCGAUGAAACUAUUCUUACCCGUCAUAUAAACCAAUUAUUAAGAGUCUUCUCAGAUUUAAAUUUACUGAAAACUGAACCCAUUAGUAUACAAAUUUCAAGAACAGUUUUACUUGUACAUAUGAUAUCCUAUCUGAAAUCUGUAAUGCAGAUUCUGAAGGACAAAUUGUUCUUGGAGGCAAUUUCUAAUAGACUUGGCUCCUUUUCCAAUGCUGUAAAAUCACUUGCAGUAGCAUUGGCUGAUAAAGUUUGUGAAUUUUCCAAUCAACCCAAAAUAUUCAAUAUGGAAAAUUUAGAUGGCUUUGAUGAUAAAUUAUUUGCCACAAUUACUGCCGUUAAAGAUACUGAAGAUAAUAUUACAGUAAAUGAUGCUUGGGAGUUGUUACAACUGCCGGAAGUGGAAGAAGUGGAAGAAGUGGAAAUUGUAUCAUCGAAAUUAGAUACUAUUCUGUUAAAGAAUGUGACUAUUGAUUCAGAUGACGAGAGUGAUGAUGAUGACGUUACAGUGACCCCUAAAAAGCGGCUUGUAAAACCAUUAUAUGUCAAGGACUUGCUCAAUUAUUUAUCAGUGGAUACCAAAGAUGAAUUAGCUUUCGAGAAGAGGCGUCUUGCAUUAACGACAGCUCCGACAUUACUUAGACAAAAGGCACAUUUUGGAAAUGAAGUAGAAUUCUAUGCUCAUGACUUACUUAAACAAUUGGUUGCAUUAACUAAUCAUUAUGAAGAGAAGGACUUUGAUAGCUUGCGAUUAAAUGCAAUGAUUGGGUUGGUUGUGAGUAACGUGGAAUCUGCGCCAUAUUUGGUUGAAUUAUUAGCCACAGGUGAUUAUUCUCUUCAGCAAAGAAUGUGUAUCUUAUCUACACUUUCGUUGUCAGCUAGAGAGUUGAAAGGGUUUAAGGAUGAAAUUGUUUCGCAAUCAUGGGAACCAAAGACUUUCCCGACCAACAAACUUCCCGGGAAUCUUCAUAAUAAAUAUUUGGCGUUAGAUGGGAUUGCUCAAGACUUACCCGCAAGUAUCAUAGCUCCUAUGGAGAAAAGUAUUCAAGACGAUUUGAUGAGUGGAGUAUCAGAAGAUGUGAAGGAAUUCUCACAGGGGAAAGUUCUUAGAAUUCUGAGUCGACUCACUAAACUGAAAAAGUCCAACCCAACGUCUCAGCCGAUUGCCAAUUUCUCUAAAAUAAUAGGACCUAAUUUUUUUUCUCCGUUGGUUAAUACGUGGCAUGCCGUGGGUGGAGAUAUCAAUAUAGGACAUUAUUCUUCAAUAUUCAUUGCUCAUUAUAUUAAAACGUUGACAUUAAUUUUACAUUGUGCCUACCCUAGUGCUGUUAAUUUAAACGACAUGAUUAAGGAAUAUUUUCUUAUAUUGACACCACUCGUGCUAAAAGUAAGCCUGGAUCAAAUCCAAUUAGUGGAGAGUAUAGUAACGGGUGUGCUAUUAGUUUGUGAUAUCACAGAUGGGCAAUUUCUUGUAUCAAAUUAUCAUGAGAAUUUACUUAUUUUUCAACAAUGGCUUUCAUCUUCGUGGGAAAGUAUUAUUGAUGAUAAAAUUAAAAGUUUAAGUGCUGGAUUAUUACUUCGUUUGAAUUCCUUAAUGGAGUCAUUUGAAAGAACUUUGUUAGAUCAAACGAAUUCCUUAUACUAA